AGCGGUUGACUAAUUAGUUAGUCUGAGAUUGUGUUUGUUACAAGCUUAAAGCCGAGCGUUUAUGGUGGAGAUAGUCUAUAUUAGGCGGAAAUUAAAGGCUGUGAUGGCUCAGGCAAAAAUUCCAGGCAGGAAAUGGUAAAAACAAUAACCAACUCAGACUAAACUAAGAUUGUUUAAUACAGAAAGAGAGAGACAAGCCCUGUUUUGUCGCAAGCCACAGUGAAUUGACAUGUCUCCCUUUCUAUCUAGAAUAGGAAUUUCACUAGGGAAAACCUUUCUCUCUCUUCUUCGAGUUUGAGAGCUCUUGAAUCUUCCUCAUUCAGGAGGGUGCUCAAAACCUGAGACGGGAAGUUCCAGGAGAGCUGGAGGUUCCUGGGCGGCAUUUCUUUAGCAGAAACAAUGAGCGACGACGGUGCCCCAGCUCCAGAUACUCCACCUUCUUCUUCAAAUAAUACUAGUAACAACAACAGUGGUGGUAAAAAGAAAACUAAUGAUAAUUCCUCAUCUUCCUCUCCUCCUCCGCCGCCACCAGAUUCAUCGUCACCAACUCCACGGAGGUCCCCUCCUUCACCUCCUACUUCUACUGGGAAUACUAAUACUCCACGUAUACCGGGUGCUGCAUUUACUCCACCUCCACCGCUUCUGCUUUCCAUACCAUCACCAGCAAAGAAAGUUUCACCAUCAGCGAAUACAAAGUCAUCAUCUUCUUCCUCAUCUUCAUCUGCUGACAAUUACCUUAUAUAUACUGUAGCAGGAGCGAUUGGUGCUGGGUUACUUCUCAUUGCUUUGAUCGCCAUUUGUGCUAUGUGUUGUAGGAAGAAGAAGAAAAAGCACCAUCAACAACCAAUGCCAUAUUAUGAUCAUCAGUCCAACCCAUAUAAAGUUGACCCAUAUUACAAUAGUUCACCAUAUCCAAACUGGCAGGGGGGGAAUCCAAACUGGCAUCUUCCAGGAGAAGAUGGUGGUAAAAUGCAGCCGCCACCACCACCACCACCUGGUGCUGGUGGCUGGAAUCUGGCUCCAGCACCUCCACAUAUGAUAAGCAGCGGAGAAAUGAGCUCCCAGUACUCUAUGCCAGUGCGUCCUCCUAUGCCUCCUCCAUCCCCAAAUAUUGCUCUUGGAUUUAACCAAAGUUCUUUUACUUACGAAGAGCUAGCAGCUGCUACAGGGGGAUUUGCGCAGUCCAAUUUGUUGGGUCAAGGAGGGUUUGGCUAUGUGCACAAGGGUGUUUUGCCUAAUGGAAAGGAGAUUGCAGUUAAGAGCCUCAAGACUGGUAGUGGCCAAGGAGAGCGAGAGUUCCAAGCUGAAGUUGAAAUCAUCAGCCGUGUCCAUCAUCGCCAUCUUGUAUCACUUGUUGGAUAUUGUAUUACUGGUGGGCAGCGCCUUCUGGUCUAUGAUUUUGUUCCUAAUAAGACUCUGGAAUUUCAUCUUCAUGGAGAGGAUCGACCAGUCAUGGAUUGGCCUACUAGGCUUCGUAUUGCACUGGGGUCUGCAAAAGGGCUUGCUUACCUCCAUGAAGAUUGCCAUCCACGGAUUAUCCAUCGAGACAUCAAGGCUGCUAAUAUUCUCCUUGACAACAACUUUGAGGCCAUGGUGGCAGACUUUGGAUUGGCAAAACUCUCUUCAGACAACCACACCCAUGUCUCUACUCGAGUCAUGGGAACUUUCGGGUAUUUGGCUCCGGAAUAUGCAUCAAGCGGCAAAUUAACAGAAAAAUCUGAUGUUUUCUCAUUUGGUGUCAUGCUUUUGGAGCUCAUAACUGGAAGGAGACCUGUUGAUGUAAAUAUGAUGGAAGAUAGUUUAGUAGACUGGGCUAGAGUAAUUGCAAAUGAAGCAUUGGAGAGUGGAAAUUUUGAUAAGUUGGUGGAUCAUCGCUUGGAGAAUAACUAUGUACCUCAUGAAAUGGCUCGCAUGGUAGGCUGCACCAUGGCUUGCGUGCGACACUCUGCUAGAAAGCGCCCAAAAAUGAGUCAGAUAGUGCGUGCACUGGAAGGAGAUUCUUCACUAGAAGACUUACAAGACGGCGUAAGGCCUGGACAAAGCACGAUCUUUGGCGCCUCACCGGGAAGCACAGAAUACAGUUCAUCUACAUAUUCUGCUGACAUGAGGAAGUUCAGGCAGGUGGCUUUGGGUAGCCAAGAAUUUAGUGGUGAGUAUGGAGGAUCCAGUGGUGACUCCCGUGAACAAGCUAGGCCCGUCCAACAGAAGUACAAUAUUUGAGCACCCUAACCACAAGAAUGGAUUAGCUUGAAUUUACUAGCUGCAGCCAUUUUUGUGACCUUGUUUUUCACUGUCAUUCUUUUCAAUUUGGUAUAUAAGUUUUAAUUAUAUGUACGUGAUUGAGUUUAGGUGAGAUGAAAGUCAUUGUUUGGGUGCCUUAAUUUAAGUUUGGAUCGUAUUUGUAACAUGUAAAUGGUGACCUUCCUUAAUUAAAUUUUAAGUGAAUUAAUUUUUUCUAUCA
Messenger RNA from Mangifera indica (mango), 2461 nucleotides. RefSeq names its product proline-rich receptor-like protein kinase PERK4. The transcript has 9 exons. Lineage: Eukaryota; Viridiplantae; Streptophyta; Magnoliopsida; Sapindales; Anacardiaceae. The coding region runs from base 400 to 2220 and encodes 606 amino acids. The record is from RefSeq and is a predicted model, not a curated record. Gene Ontology annotation, biological process: protein phosphorylation. Gene Ontology annotation, molecular function: ATP binding; protein kinase activity.